AUGAUGAACAGAAAUAAUCCAUGUUCUCGAGGUAUUCAAUUACGCGUUUGGCUCAAUGAACAAAAUAAUUCAACAACAAAUACAUGUCUUUGUCCGCCUAGUUAUUAUGGUGAUCAUUGUCAAAAUCAAAAUCAACGUGUCAGUUUAACUAUGGCAUUUCGAGUAAUGUCUGAUUCUCGAUCAACAUUAUUUACAAUUAUAAUCUCACUGAUCGAUGAUAGUGAACAAAGAAUUAUUCAUUCAUACGAACAAUUGAGUUAUUUAUCGAUUAGAGAUUGUAAAACUAAAUUUAAUGUCUAUUUAGUUUAUUCAAAUCGACCAAAAUCUCAAACAAGAAAUUAUUCAAUACAUGUUGACAUUUAUGAAAAAAUUUCGCUAAAUUAUCGAGCAAGUUUCUUAUAUCCAAUCGAAUUUCCAUUUUUACCAGUUCAUCGUCUAGCAUUUAUUGUUACUAUUCCAAGUUCAAAAGACUUUAUUGAAAGUUGUUCAAAUUUAAAAUGCAUUCAUGCCAAAUGUGUUAUGUAUUCGAAUAGUCGAGAUCAUUCUACAUAUUGUCAAUGUAAUGCAGGAUGGUCUGGUCAAUAUUGUACUAUUCCGUAUAAUUGCAACUGUUCAUCUGACUCAAAAUGCAUCGGUUUAUCUUCUCACAAUCGAUCUAUAUGCAUCUGCCCAAUGAAUAGAUUUGGCUAUCGAUGUCUUCUUACUGAUCCUAUCUGCCAAAGAAAUAAUCAUUCGAUGUGUUUGAAUGGUGGUACAUGUAUCCCUACUGAUGAAUAUGCAUUGCCACAUAAAGAUUUUUAUUGUAUUUGUCCAAUAGGUUAUAUUGGUGAACGAUGUGAAAUUGCCGAGAAAAAAAUUCAUAUUUUAUUUGAAAAGAAUAUUAUUAUAUCUCAAGUAAUAUUUAUUCAUGUCUUAGAAAUUAUUAAAGAGAUGAACCCAAAAAGAUCAACUAUUUUAAAAACAGUGCCUAUUCAACAAGAUUCCUUAACAAUUUAUUGGUCUUUGCCAUUUCAUCUGAUUUUUAUUGAAUUUAAAAAUAAAAAUUAU
Messenger RNA from Rotaria sordida, 1047 nucleotides. NCBI's taxonomy places the organism in Eukaryota, Metazoa, Rotifera, Eurotatoria, Philodinida, Philodinidae. The record is from the annotation of a GenBank genome assembly.